Messenger RNA from Malurus melanocephalus (red-backed fairy wren), 1956 nucleotides. RefSeq names its product tumor necrosis factor receptor superfamily member 10B-like. Gene Ontology annotation, molecular function: protein binding. The coding region runs from base 34 to 996 and encodes 320 amino acids. Gene Ontology annotation, cellular component: cell surface; plasma membrane. Gene Ontology annotation, biological process: positive regulation of apoptotic process; TRAIL-activated apoptotic signaling pathway. The record is from RefSeq and is a predicted model, not a curated record. NCBI's taxonomy places the organism in Eukaryota, Metazoa, Chordata, Aves, Passeriformes, Maluridae. The transcript has 7 exons.
GGAGGAGCAGGGACAGCUCAGAUCCCUCAGAUCAUGGUUGGGAUGGUUUUUAAUCCAAUUUUCCUGUGUUUUCAGCAGGUUUUCCUGUGUUUUCAGCAGGUGACCGCUCUGGGAGCCGAUGCUGUCUCACUGAGGAGGRGCAGGGACAGCUCGGACCCCUCGGACCUGGCCUGGGAAGGGAAGGAUGUUUACUACGUGCCAAGCAAGAGACUCUUUUGCCAGAAAUGUCCUGCAGGCACCUACGUGGCCGAGGAGUGCACGGAGCAGAACGGCUCCGGCCGCUGCGUGCCCUGCGAGAAGGGGGAAUUCAUGGAGUACCCGAAUGUUUUCCGCUAUUGCCGCGACUGCUGGAAGUGCAGGGAAGACCAGGUGGAGGUGAGUCCCUGCCAGGCCGUCAGGAACACGGUGUGCGCCUGCAGGAACGGCACCUUCUGCCCGCCCGACCACCCGUGCGAGAUGUGCCAGAAGUGCCGGCCCAGGUGUCCCGAGGGCCAGGUGGUGCUGAAGCCCUGCACACCCCACAGUGACCUGCAGUGCGGCCCUGCCACGGCCACCAGCUCCCUCUACCCCCAGAUCCUCAUCCCCGUCAUCACCCUGGCCGUGGCCCUGCUCGGGUUCCUCAUCUGGAGGUGCUACUGCCGAUCCCCAGGGCACGCCAGACCCUCGGGCAGGAGGCCCUAUGAAAUGGUGGUGAGUUCCUGGGAUGGCAGGGGGUGGCUCUGUUUGUGGGUCUACACCUUCGCCGAGAAGGUGCCCAAGAACAGCUGGAGGCGCUUCGGCCGCAGCCUGGACCUGGAGGAGAACGACGUGGUGCAGGACUACUCCGAGGACGGCUUCUACCAGAUGCUGUACAAAUGGCAGAGUCGGGAAGGCUCCAAGUCCUCGGUGAACACUCUGCUGGACACUCUGGUCCAGCUCCACCAGAGUGGGGUGGCCGAGGCCAUCGUCAAAGCACUGACCAAGGCAAGACUUUUCAAAUUCGCCGAAACGAGCUGAAGAGAGAGGGGGCAGAGCCUGCGCCUCAUUCCUUCGAGUUGAAGCUACGAAAUACCUCCCAGAACACUUGAAUUUUAGCUGUUGUUGAUCUCCCAUGGCUCCUCCUCUCCAAAUCCGCCGCAGAGUCCUGGUCCUCACCCCGAGUACGAGCGCGGGGUCCUCUCUGUUGGAGUCACAGGUCCCUUCUUGGUGCUUCCUCAUGAAAUCCGAGCUGGUUUCUUGGUUUCAAUGAAAAAAAAACGAGGUUCUGCAAUGGGGGGAGAGCCUUGAAUCAUUCCAAGCUGCCUCUGGGACCACCUCACUUGGAAGUGUUGGUACUACACACACCAGUUUGGGAUCGGAGCAGAGAAGGGUUUUUCCACGGGUUUUUUUUACCAAUCCCUGCGUUUUUUUAACCAGACCGUCCUUCCUUUCCUGAGGAUUCUUGGCAUUCUGAAAUGGCUUCUGCUUCUAGAAMACCCCAAAUUAGGCUUCCUCCUGCACGCUCAGUGCUUUUGCAAGCUCGGCUGGGACCUCACGUCGCUUUCUGUGGACUGAGUGGUGUUUUUUGAGUGGAUCUGCUUGCUCUCAGGAAAACCAGUUGGGAACUGGACUGGAAGGGGGAAUGGGAAUGGUUGAUUUGCACUACGGUCACUGGGGCUGCCUGAGGGAAGGGACAGUGUGGGGACAGCACGGGGACAGCCCAGUCCGGCCUUUUCCACUCCACCAAACUGCCCCAAACCCCGUCCAGCCUGACCUUGAACGUUCCCAGGGAUGGGGCAGUUUUAUCUGGGUGACCUCAGCCCGUGUUUACCCACUCCCCGUUGUGAAAUCGUCCUUCCCCAUAUCUCACCCAGCGUGACCUUCRUUCCCUUUGAAGCCAUUCCCAUGUCCUGGCACUCCGGGCUCUUGUCCCCAAUCCCUGUCCGUCUGUCCUGGAGCCUCUUUGGCCACUGGAAAGGGCUCUGAGCUCUCCCAGAG